GGGUUUCUUCCUCCGACCGCUCCACUGCAAACCUCACCGCCCCCUCUUCUCCUUCUCCCCCCGACCGGCGGCGAGGAGGUCGCCAGCCAGUCCGGCCGCGCCGGCGCCAUGGCCCCCGUGAAGGCCGAGGACCUGGUGCCGCACCCCGUCAGGGAGCAGUUCGACGGCCUCGACUUCUGCAUCACCAGCCCCCCACCAUGGCUCACGACGGUGGUCGUGGCGUUCCAGCACUACCUGGUCAUGCUCGGCACCACCGUCAUCAUCCCCACCAUCAUCGUCCCGCUCAUGGGCGGCGGCCAUGCUGAGAAGGCGAUCGUGAUCCAGACCAUCCUCUUCCUCGCCGGGAUCAACACGCUCCUGCAGGUCCACUUCGGCACGCGGCUCCCCGCCGUGAUGGGCGGCUCCUACACCUACAUCUACCCGAUCGUCGCCAUCGUCCUCAGCCCGCGACACGCGCUCAUCAUCGACCCUCUCGAGAGGUUCGUCCUCACGAUGAGGUCGAUCCAGGGCGCGCUCAUCAUCGCCGGCGUCUUCCAGGCCGUCGUCGGCUUCUUCGGCAUAUGGAGGGUCUUCAUAAGGUUCCUGAGCCCCCUCGCGGCGUUCCCAUUCGUCACGCUCUCGGGGCUGGGGCUCUUCUACUUCACGUUCCCCGGGGUCGCCAAAUGCAUCGAAAUUGGUCUCCCCGCCCUUGUUCUUCUCGUGCUCUUCGCAGAGUACGCCUCCCAUUUCUUCGUCAAGGGGAGCUUCGUGUUCGGCCGGUGCGCCGUGCUGGUGACCAUCAUCAUCGUUUGGAUCUACGCCGAGAUCCUGACGGCGGCCGGCGCCUACAACGAGAGGGGCCCCGUGACGCAGUUCAGCUGCCGCACCGACCGGGCCGGGAUCAUCCAGGGCUCACCUUGGGUCAGGUUUCCCUACCCGUUCCAGUGGGGGUACCCCAUUUUCUGCUGGCAGGAUUGCCUCGCCAUGCUGGCUGCUUCUUUUGCAUCGCUUAUUGAGUCUACCGGUACCUUAAUCGUUGUGUCAAGAUUCGCCGGGGCAACAUUCUGCCCACCUUCAGUGUUCUCGCGUGGAGUUGGCUGGGAGGGCAUAUCCAUCAUACUGGAUGGGAUGUGCGGUACAUUGACAGGCACAGCAGCUUCAGUUGAGAAUGCAGGUUUGUUGCCGUUGACGCGAGUUGGAAGCCGGCGAGUUAUAAAGAUCUCAGCCUUGUUCAUGAUUUUCUUCUCAUUGUUUGGGAAAUUUGGGGCAGUUCUUGCAUCUAUUCCGUUGUCACUUUUCGCUGCACUGUACUGUGUUCUCUUUGCUUAUACAGUUGGUGCAGGCCUCAGCCUACUUCAGUACUGCAAUCUCAACAGCCUGAGAUCAAAGUUCAUAAUCAGCAUCUCCUUGUUCCUCGGACUGUCCAUCCCACAGUACUUCCGAGUGUACGAGAUGUUCUUUGGCUUUGGGCCAGUUCACACCCAUUCCGUUGCGUUCAAUGUGAUGGUCAACGUCAUCUUCUCCUCGCCGGCGACAGUAGCAGCCAUACUCGCCUACCUCCUGGACUGCACCCACUUGUACUGGGAAGCUAGUGUGAGGAAGGACAGAGGCUGGCAUUGGUGGGAGAAGUUCAAAUCCUACAAGCAGGACUCCAGGAGCGAGGAGUUCUAUGCUCUGCCUUAUGGCCUGAGCAGGUACUUCCCCUCGCUUUAGGAUGCUGAGGGACUCUGAAGAGGGAGAGCUCCCUUUAGAACCAAUGUGAUAUCCCCUAUCAAGCAGAUGGGAGGGAGCUAGAUGUUUUGAUUCUGCUUAUAAAUCAUUUUGGAUGAACAAUUUUAAUUUCAGAGAGACUAGGAGAUUUUGCAAUAAUUCAGUCACUA
Messenger RNA from Setaria italica (foxtail millet), 1859 nucleotides. RefSeq names its product nucleobase-ascorbate transporter LPE1. The record is from RefSeq and is a predicted model, not a curated record. Gene Ontology annotation, biological process: transmembrane transport. Gene Ontology annotation, molecular function: transmembrane transporter activity. The transcript is spliced from 14 exons. The coding region runs from base 109 to 1692 and encodes 527 amino acids. Gene Ontology annotation, cellular component: membrane. Lineage: Eukaryota; Viridiplantae; Streptophyta; Magnoliopsida; Poales; Poaceae.